UGUGAUUGUGCUGUCUACUCGAUCCGAUCAUUUUCUAUUUAUUAUUUUGCGAAUUCUGUUAGAUUUAUCUACAUUUUCCACACAUUCAGUUCCAACUCCUGUUGCUUAUCCUUAUACUUACUUACUCACAUAACUUAACAAUGGCUGAUCGUCUUACUCAAUUACAAGACACAAUAAAUCAGCAAGCGGAACACUUCUGCAACAGCAUCGGUAUACUUCAGCAGUUCUCUACGCCGAGCAAGUUCCCUGGUUUCGACCGUAGUGGCUCUCAAACGCCGCAGCAACAGCAGAGUCAGGAAGACUAUGCGUUGUUGUUCGCUACGUUGAUAUCGCGUUGUGCGAAGGAUAUCGAUACGCUGAUCGAGUCACUGCCUAGUGAGGAAAGUUCUACUGAGUUGCAAGUGCAGAGUUUAAGGCGUUUGGAGGCUGAGAACAAGGAAGCUGCCGAGAGGCUUGAAGAGGCUGUCCGCCAAGGUGAGAUUCUCCUAGAAAAAAUCCAGGGCGCCCUCAGCGACAUUGCACAGUGCCAACUCGACAUGCAGAAUCCAGCACAGAUUCUGAACAAGGAAGUGAGACCGUUAUAGGACUUAAAGAAGCAUGGCGGCUACCACCGUCGGUGAUAAACCUGAAAAACUGUGCUGUGUGUUAUGUUACAUGUAUUAGUAUGGAAGAAGACCUUUGAAGGUGCCUGUUACAUAAUAAAAUACCUUGUACAUAUGAAAGCAUAGAGAAAUAUGCAAGCUUCUACAAUGCUUACUCUGAUACAUUCAUUUGCU
Molecule: messenger RNA, 776 nt
Organism: Leguminivora glycinivorella
Lineage: Eukaryota; Metazoa; Arthropoda; Insecta; Lepidoptera; Tortricidae
Gene: MED21
Product: mediator of RNA polymerase II transcription subunit 21
Exons: 3
Coding region: 141-584 (147 amino acids)
Biological process (GO): regulation of transcription by RNA polymerase II
Cellular component (GO): mediator complex
Molecular function (GO): transcription coregulator activity
Source: RefSeq, a predicted model, not a curated record